AGAAGCAGUCAUGUGGAUGUACGUGUUGGUGCUGAUUGUGCUGUACUAUGUGAUGCGCUGGUUCCGUGAGUUGGAACGAGUCCCUGACAGAGGUACAAAGUAUGUGUACAUCACCGGCUGCGACACAGGCUUUGGAAACCUUCUAGCACGCCAUCUGGACAAGUGUGGCUUCUGUGUGGUGGCAGGAUGUUUUACUGAGAAGGCUGAAGAGGAGCUGAGAAAAUCCUGCUCAUCUAGAAUGUCUACAGUGUCUCUGGAUGUGAGGAAACCUGAAAGUAUUGAGAAGGCUGCAGCUUUUAUUAAAGAUCAUGUGGGGCAGAGAGGUCUAUGGGCAGUAGUGAAUAAUGCAGGGGUCUCUUUACCCACGGGACCCUGUGACUGGCUGACCCUGCAGGAUUACAAGUCCUUGCUUGAAGUCAACCUGGAUGGUGUCAUUGGAAUCACACUGAGUGUCCUUCCCCUCAUCAAGAAAGCAAGAGGACGUGUUGUGAAUGUGGCCAGUGUAUCUGGUCGGAUCAGUUUAUCUGGGGGACCAUACUGUGUAUCCAAAUUUGGUGUGGAAGCAUUCAACGACAGCCUCAGGAGGUGCAUGAAACCAUUUGGAGUAAAGGUUUUGUGUAUCGAGCCAGGUUUCUUUAAGACCAGUGUGACAGACACAGAUGUGCUACUAAGGAAUGUUAGAAUGCUUUGGGAGCGACUGCCAAAAGAAACAAAAGAUGACUAUGGAGAUAAAUUCCUAAGCCAAGUGGAGAAGAAGAUGAAAGAGAAGUUGUCCAAGGUGCCAGAUGGUGACACGAUGAAGGUUGUGAGCUGUAUGGAGCAUGCCGUUUCAGCUGUGCACCCACGCUCACGUUACUCUCCUGGCUGGGAUGCAAAGUUUUUCUGGCUGCCACUUUCCUAUGCCCCGACUUGUAUCUCUGACUACUUGCUGCUUAAAGAUAGGGUCAGACCUGCCAAAGCAGUAGUCUAG
This is a messenger RNA of Trichomycterus rosablanca, 970 nucleotides long. Its product is annotated as retinol dehydrogenase 7-like. The transcript is spliced from 5 exons. Gene Ontology annotation, cellular component: intracellular membrane-bounded organelle. The record is from RefSeq and is a predicted model, not a curated record. NCBI's taxonomy places the organism in Eukaryota, Metazoa, Chordata, Actinopteri, Siluriformes, Trichomycteridae. Gene Ontology annotation, molecular function: all-trans-retinol dehydrogenase (NAD+) activity. Bases 11 to 970 code for a protein of 319 amino acids. Gene Ontology annotation, biological process: retinol metabolic process; steroid metabolic process.